Lecanosticta acicola is the source of this 1923-nucleotide messenger RNA. The record is from the annotation of a GenBank genome assembly. NCBI's taxonomy places the organism in Eukaryota, Fungi, Ascomycota, Dothideomycetes, Mycosphaerellales, Mycosphaerellaceae.
AUGGCUCUUCCCGCUCUCCCAUACCCGGCCCUUGCUGCCCCUCUCCCCACUCCAGAGCAAGAGUGCCGCACCUUCCACUCCCUGGACAGCACCAACUACGAGAAGCGUAUCACGUGGAAGCCCAUCACCGUCUCCAUCAUGCUUCGUCAUGGCUCCUACUACCAGUACUCCUCGCACAACCUCCCAUCGGUGUUCCAGGUUGAAGAUCUCCUCGUCCAACUGGGAUUGCGUACUCGCGAUCCGGACUUCUUCGCGGCCUGUGCACGCAAGACGGUGGACAAAGUCAUCUCCACCCUCAAGCACGGUGCCGGUGACGGAGCGCUUUACGAGGUGAAGAGCGAGAGCAAGGUGUGGACCGUUGGUUGGCGGGACGGAAGCCAAGACUUUUGGGAGAAUGGUGUGCACGGCAUCGCCAAUGGAGAAGAUCACAACAUUGUGCUACGUGCCGAUGAAGGCGCGCUGGCGGUUGGUGACGAGAAGCCUUCGACCGGAAAGGCCCUCAUUGGUGCUCUUGUUGCUCGCUUCGAGGCUCGUCUGGAGGCCGCGGAGGAUGAGAUUGAUCCUGGUGAUGAGACUGUUCGCGGCGCCUCUCAGCCAGCAGCUGCUCCUCCUCCACAGCCUCAGCAUCGUCCUCGUCCUGCCACUCGAUCUCAGACCGGCUACGCUGCAGCUUCUCGGGUCACUGGCUCUCAGCCACAGCAGGCUCCUCCCAGCAUCACUCCUGCUCCAUUUCUGCCUGCGAGCACUCCAUCAGCUGGUGCUCAGCCACAGCAGGCUGCUAUCAACACUAUUCCUGCUCCAACUCACGCUGCAGCCACCCAGGCUUCUCCCAGCAUCACUCAUGGCCCAACUGGCGCUGCAUUCAAUCAAGCUUCUGGUUCUCAAUCUCGACCUCAGCAGGCUGCUCUCGAUAGCACUCCCGCUCCCAACACCACUCCCGCUCCAGAUCAGCAUCCGAGCAAUACCGUCAACAAUCCAUUCCAGCAAGCGAGGGUUCCAAUCCAGCUUCCUCGUGAAGACCUCUACCAACAGAUGCAGGUCAAGCUCAAUACUCUGCAGAACGACAAUUCUCGCCUCAGCGCUCAGAUUGCCAAGCUUAGGGCCCGCCGCGGCGAAGCUACCCCAGCUCAGGGCAAUGCUCGCCAGACUACACCAGCUACACCCGCUCGCGGUGGUCAUUACCUUUCGCCAUCUCCGACUCCAGCCCCGGAAGACGAGGUCGUGGACAUCUCCUCGAAUGCUACUGGCUUUCUGAAUCGGCAGAAGAACAAUGGUGGAGAGUAUUGCGAUGGCUACCCAUUCCAGCCGGAGCUGCAGCAGCCUUCUCGCCAGCCCCAGUACUACUCUUCCCAGCAGCCUUCGCGUCAGCCUCAACACCAGCAGAACACACCCACCCCAUUUUCAGUGGUGCGCAAGGUCACCAUCGACCCCCGUCCCGCUACUUGCCAGGAUGAGGAUGAUCUGGCUUCUGUCUCUUCUGGCCCUGCCAAUCCGGUGUAUCCUCAGCUCCAGCCUCGCAAGGACAAUGUCGUCUACACCAAUGGCCUUGGUGCUUCUCGUGGCUCGACCCAGUCUGCUCAGCCCGCACAUGCCAAUCACUUUGGUGCUUCUCCACCUCGCACCUCAGCUCAGCCUCAGCCUCGCAAGCAGCAUGUCGUCUCCUUUGGUGCUAAUGCCCCGCGUACUUCGGCCCAGCCAGCUCUGCGCUCCAACAUCAACGGUCCUGCUAGCAACACCCGCUCUCACUUUUCUGGUGGUGGCAAUGCUGCUCAUGGAACUGGCCCGCAGCGUAUCAUUCGUCCACAGCAGCCGCAGCCGCAGCCGCAGUCGAACGACCAGUGCCCCGUCGGUCGCCCUCCCAAGAUCGUCCCCAAUGGCACCUUCUCCUCCUACCAGGCGCUUGGACCUUUUACUGGGUCUUGA